Solanum stenotomum is the source of this 2579-nucleotide messenger RNA. RefSeq names its product calmodulin-binding receptor-like cytoplasmic kinase 3. Gene Ontology annotation, molecular function: ATP binding; protein kinase activity. The record is from RefSeq and is a predicted model, not a curated record. Gene Ontology annotation, biological process: protein phosphorylation. Lineage: Eukaryota; Viridiplantae; Streptophyta; Magnoliopsida; Solanales; Solanaceae. The transcript has 8 exons. Bases 713 to 2275 code for a protein of 520 amino acids.
AAAUAUUAUAUUCAUCAAAAUAAUACCGCAAUCGAAGUCAGAGUAGGCAAAUUGAGUGUCUUGAAUGGUCAACAAUCCUCAGCGUUUAGCCGUCUGAAUGCAUACGUAUCCAUUGACUUCAUAUAUUACGUUGUUGACAGCCAUUUUUUACCUUACUAGCCCCCACCUUCUCCCAGAUUGGUCUUUUAUUUGGAAAAUUUACUAAAAACAUCUCUAAUUUUUUAACUCUAGAGACCAUCUCUAUAUUAUUAUUGCCUACAAGAAACCUCAGCCGCCUUUAUUAGUUUGCAGAAGAAUUGUCUAUUGGGGUCUCUUAGAGCUUAGCUUGAGUUCCUUGUGAAAAUUGGAGUUCUGAACUGUUGAAAGACUUGGUUUUUGGGUUCUGUUCCAUUGUUUAACUGAAGUCUGAAAGAAUCUGGACUCUGUAGUUAUUUUGAUUGUUGAGUGAGGUAGUUUCCACUUUGAUCCUGUUGGAACUGGAAGAAAAAGUUGACUCUUCACCACGUCGAUUGCGGAGUUGAUGCUGCCUGAUUAAUGCUUAUCUGAACCAAAGGUUCCUGUUUAGGGAUUUGUGACUCUUGACUGGACUUCUUGACUUGACUUGGAAAGGAGGAGGCUUGGCUUGUAUCUUGUUUAUUGUGACUACUAAAGAUUUUGUAAUGGAUCCAUUGUAUUUUGGUUUUACGAAAUGGGGCAGUUAUGACACUUUUUAAUGAAAAUGGCUGUAGUUGUGCUGUGUUUACUGUUGCUGUUGCAAUUCCCGCUAAUUUUUGCUUCUCGGCUGCUGGGACAUAAAGAAGGUUGUGGAAUUUACCGAGUUGACUAUUCAGAUGAUCUAAAUCGCCAAGUAUUUUAUGUAAAUGGCAUAUUAGCAGAUAAAGAUUUAUUCUGCAAAGCCCUCAAAUUUGAUCAUGCAGAGCAUUGCGUUAUCCAAAAUGUUGGGUUUCAAUAUUGUGGAUUGGACUUAUUGAUUGAUGAGUUGCAUUUCAAGUCUGGAAGAAAAUUUAUACACAAGGUGGUCAGACAAGGAUCCAACGGACACAAUUUCGAUGAUACAUCACAGAAGGCCAAGGAAAAGCAUGCUGAUGAUAUUUCAGUAACCCCGAAAAAUUUGGUCAUGGCAGUACCAGCAUUUUUUAUUCUAUGCUGUGGCUUAAUUUGCCCCUGUUGUCGUUCAAGGAAGAAGGAAACAGACCAAUCCGCUCUUGUGAAGGACCCUAAUUCAAUGGACUCUACGUGCUCUUUGGAGAUGAAUUUUGUUCCUGAAAAAGCACCGGGCAGUCCACUACGAGUACCAGCUAGUCCACUUCGAGUGCCGCCUAGUCCCUCUAGAUUUAGCAUGUCUCCGAAACUCAAUAGAAUUGGCUCCAUUCACCUCAACAUGAAUCAGGCUCUCAAAGCUACCCAAAAUUUCUCUUCAUCCCUAAAAAUUGGAGAGGGAGGGUUUGGAAUGGUCUACAAAGCUCAACUACCAGAUGGCCAAACAGUUGCCAUUAAACGCGCAAAGAAGGAGCAUUUUGAUGCUUUGAGCAAUGAAUUUAGAAGUGAAGUUGAGCUUUUGGCAAAAAUUGAGCACCGAAACUUAGUUAGGCUUCUUGGUUUUGUUGAUAAGGGAAAUGAACGCCUCAUCAUUACGGAAUAUGUAGCUAAUGGUACACUACGUGAACAUCUAGAUGGUGGACGUGGAAAAAUCUUAGAUUUCAAUCAGCGACUUGAAAUUGCAAUUGACAUUGCUCAUGGUCUAACUUACCUCCAUUUAUAUGCUGAAAAGCAAAUUAUCCAUAGAGAUGUGAAGUCAUCAAACAUUCUCCUGACAGAGAGCAUGCGUGCCAAAGUUGCAGAUUUUGGAUUUGCUAGGCUUGGAGGCUCAGACGCUGAUAAAACACACGUUUCAACCCAAGUGAAAGGCACAGUUGGUUACCUUGACCCUGAGUACAUGAAAACAUAUCAACUCACACCAAAAAGUGAUGUCUACUCAUUUGGGGUAUUGUUAUUAGAAAUCUUAACGGGUCGUCGUCCUGUGGAGCUUAGAAGAUCUCCUGAUGAGAGGGUGACACUUAGAUGGGUGUUUAGGAAGUACAACGAAGGUAGCGUAUUGGAGAUGUUGGACCCUCAAAUGAAGGAAUCCGUAAAUGGGGAGAUACUAGUGAAAAUGUUUGGUUUAGCCAUUCAGUGUGCAGCACCUACACGAAAAGAUCGUCCAGAUAUGAAGAUCGUUGGGGAGCAGCUUUGGGCAAUUAGAAUGGAUUAUUUGAGGAACGGAAGGAGACAGUAAUGUACUUUGCAUAUACAGUACUGUCUUCCGGCGAUUGACAGCCGGAAAUUCGAGAGCGAGCGGUCCAUCUAAGUUUAUUUCUCCUAGAAAAGGAAAAAGAUGCAAAAAUAUGCUCAAUCUUCCACUUAUUGUUUGUAUUUUGUUGUAUAUGUGAGCAGUUAUAAGGUACUUUUUUUCUUCAUGUUGAUUCAUUGAGCUACAAGUGAGUAAUAGGAAAAGACACCUUUGUUUUUUUUUUAUAGAUGAAAAAUUCCCGAUUGCCCGUGGCACGCAGUUUGAAAUAUUGUGAAUAAUUAACCCGCCC